AAUGGAGGAGCGCGAGGAGGAGGCGGGUCCCGGCGUACCCGAUAUGACCAUGAUGCCGGAGAUCACAGAGGCCGCUAUCAAUGACAACCUCAGGCGGAGAUACGUGCACGACCUCGUAUAUACAUACACGGGCUCGAUCCUGGUCGCGGUGAAUCCAUAUAAGGAGCUGGGAUGUUACACAAUGGAGGACAUGCAAAACUACCGCGGAAAAGCUUUCGGCAGCAUGCCGCCGCACGUGUUCGCACUCGCCGAGUCCGCCUACAGCUCGCUACAGAACGGAGAAAAGAAUCAGUCAGUGGUGAUAUCCGGCGAGAGCGGGGCCGGCAAGACGGAGACUACUAAGCUAAUCCUGCAGUAUCUUUGCGCGGCAGGCGGCCAGGCCACCUGGGCAGAGCAGCAGAUCCUGGAGGCCAACACUGUACUAGAGGCAUUCGGCAACGCUAAGACAGUCCGUAACGACAACUCAUCACGUUUCGGCAAGUUUGUGGAGGUGCGUUUGGAUCACCGCGGUGGAAUCCGCGGCGCUGUGCUGCGCGACUUUCUUUUGGAGCGCGCGCGUAUCACCGGCCCCGCACCUCGCGAGACCAACUAUCACGUCUUCUAUCAGCUGCUAGAGGGCGCUAAACACAAUGCAGAACUCCGUUCCUCUCUUCGGCUGCGUGACGACAUCCAGUACAAGUACUUGCGUAUGGACGACGUGGAGGCGCACAAGGGGCGCGGGGGUGAGGGCAAGCUAGAAGCGCUGCAGCUGGCGCUCACCGUGCUCCAAGUGCCACCACACAUGUGCGAGGGUCUCUUCAAAGUGCUCGCAGCUAUACUAUGGCUUGGGAACAUACAGUUCCAAGACGUGGAUGGAGAGCGGAGCGCCCUCUGCGGUGAGGACACGGAGGCGGUGGAGGCGGCGGCGUGGCUGCUGGGCCUGGCGCCGCCCACUGCGCGCCGCGUACUGCUCGAGCGUCAGAUCAACGUGCGCGGAAACGUCACAGACAUACCACUCAGACUACCUGAGGCGCGCGAGAACCGCCAUGCAAUGGCGCGUGCGCUGUACGCUCGUACGUUCGCAUGGCUCGUACGUCACGUGAACAGUUGCUCGGCGCCGGGCCGCGAGAUGACGCGCGCGCUCGGCGUUCUCGACAUCUUCGGCUUUGAAAACUUCGCCACCAACUCUCUGGAACAACUCUGCAUCAACUACGCUAAUGAGAAGCUGCAUAUGUUCUUUAAUAACUAUGUAUUCGCUUUGGAACAAGAAAUUUAUCGUCAAGAAGGUAUCAUUUAUAAUCAAAUACAAUUCACGGACAAUGCGGCCUGUCUAGAAUUGUUGGAGAAACCACCUAGAAGUUUAUUAAAGUUAUUGAGUGAACAAUGUCACAUGCCAAAGGGUUCUGACGGCGCAUACUUGACAAAUAUUCAAUGCGAAUUCGGCGACCAUCAAAGUUUCGUCAAAGGCUCUCGCAGGAAAUGGGAAGAGGAAUUCGGAGUGCAACAUUACGCAGGCACAGUGACUUACAGUGUCCACGGAUUUGUUGACAAGAACAGGGAUACUCAACAAGACGCCUUUAUUGACCAUCUGAGUCGAUCCGCUAAUCCUUUUGUUAGGGAAUUAGCGGAUUAUGCUCAGGAUUUAGCACCUCCAGGACAUGACUUAUCCCUUUCAAGUCCGGGUGCGACAAGUACCACACAACGAGGCACAUCUAAAGGUCGGCCAACAGUCGUAGAUACAUUUCGCGCACAAUUGCAGUCUUUGGUCGAUAUGCUACAAGCUACUGAUGUUUGGUACGUGCGCUGUAUAAAGCCUAACGAGAACAAGGAGGCGGGCAAGUACAGCUCGCAGCUGGUGCUGGAGCAGCUGCGCUACCUCGGCAUGAACGAGAUCGUGCGCAUACGCAGAGACGGCUACCCCGUGCACCUCCCCGCACCCCUCUUCCGUGCGCGCUACCGCUGUCUGCUACCGCAUCCUCGCCCCACCGAGCCACACAUCGCAUCAAUAACAUCAUUGGUGAAUGCGCCGGCUAACGACUGGCAGAUCGGGCACACGAAGAUAUUCAUGCGCAGCUCUGUACACUCCCCGCUAGAGGCCAAGAGGACGGCGCUGUUACAGGCCUCCGCACUACGUAUACAGAAGUGGUACAAGGGCAGUGUACAACGGCGCAGCUUCGUGCAGCGCCGCAACGCAGCGGUGGUGCUGCAGGCGGCGUGGCGCGGGUGGAAGGAGCGUGCGGCAUUCCUGCGGCUGCGGCGUGCGGCGCUCACUCUGCAGCGACAUCUGCGCGGAGCAUUCGCACGAGAGGUCGCCGCCGCACUGCGAGAGAUGAGACGUGUUAAUGAUCAGAUGAAGCUUAGGGAGGAAAGGAACAGCCUUGCAGAGAAAGUGAACAUGGAGCGUGCGGAGUUGGAAACAAUGGCGGACCAGCUGCGGGGGCUGUCGUGUCCCAACGGGCGCGCGGAGUCCGUCAACCUGGACAACUUGUUCGACUUCCUGGCGGAUGUGCCCGCACAACGCGGCGCACCAGACGGACAGCCCGCGCACCAGCCAACCAUAGCAGAGAUCGGGGACUCUAUGGAAAGGCUCGCCGAUGACUUACAUCAAGAGCUGGAGCACGUGCUAGCGGCCGAAAUGAAUGAGCUCAGCAAAUCUCACACUGAAGCGCAGAGGAAACCUGAUGGGGCGAAUUCAGAUGAUAUCCUGCCCCCGCCACCUUCCUCUCUCCCCUUACAGUCCAUUCUCCAGCCGGCGACUCCAGUGAGCAUGACGUCGUCUCUCACGAACGGUAUGACGUCAUCGCUGACAAAUGGUACGUCACCGAUGGCGAACGGCGACGUGAUGUCUUCAUCGCUUAUCCUCCCACCUACCCCUCCUCCGAUGGAGGCACCAGUGGAAGAUUCCCCCGCGUUCCCCUCCCCGCCAACGACCUGCACGUUACCGGAGCCAGCGGGCCCGCCGCCACCGCCACCUGCCGUCAAAGAUACCACCCCACCAGAGUUGACAAACGGUAUAAUACCGAACGGCAAGCUGUCUGUAGUGAAUGGCAAGGAGCCUAUAUACGAGGCUGUCAUACCACGCCCACCUGGAGAACCCCCCACUGCUUCACCGCCCCCGCCACCAUUAUUGCCGCCAGAAAAUAACGGUUUUCCUAGCAAAGAUAUCCUCGAAGAACAGAUAGACGAAAUCUUACCGGGUCUGCCGAGUGCUGUGACGUCACCGGACAAUACCUCUGCCUCCGCCCUCCCGACUGACUCUUGCACCAGUCCACCACCAAUGAUGAAUGGAGACUCCAAUACUACUGAACGCAACGCACGUCGCAAAGAGCGUGUGGAGCGACGCCUGCAUCAGAUGGAGGCGGCGUCUCCGCCCUCCAGCGCGCCGCCGACCACGCCUCCUGCUGAUGCCAACGACCUUGCAGACUUCGCCAAGCUCUACUUCAACGAUCAUCCUCGUUCUCCUGAAGGAACAAUAAUGGCAACCCUAACACGAAAGAGCAAGUCGAUGGAACUGUUGACUAAGGAGGAGAUGAUCACAUACCACAAGGGCAACAACAUCCCCACCUCGCACAUACAGCUGCAUGACCCUGACAGCGUUACUGCAGCUGUCAACAUCUUCAGGGAUUUAUGUCGUUACAUGCGGGGUGAAUUAACAUCGGACAAGGAGACCCAAGUUAUACAAUCUGUGAUAGGGAAAGGUUUAGAAAGGGAAGAAUUACGAGAUGAAAUACUCAUUCAAUGUGUGCGACAGAUAACGGAGUGUCCUGUGGAGGAGUGGGCGGAGCGAGUGUGGCUGGUGCUGUGUCUGUGCGCAGUGGCGUGGCAGCCGAGCCGCGGUCUCGCGCGGUACUACUGCGCAUGGCUCCGCGCACGCGCCCGCGCCGCACCCAACGCUCCACGCGCCGCACACUGCGCCCAGUGGUGUCUCGACAACUGCAGGGGCGCAGCACCACGACUACUGCCGCCUAGUACUGUUGAAAUUGCUGCAAUGCGUCGUCUCGGCACUAUAGUGUGUCGUUUCUUCUUCCUGGAUGGACGCACUAAGGCAAUUGACGUACACCCGGCGGACACUGCGGCGGCGGCUGCGGCGCGCCUCGCCGACAAGCUGGGCCUGGCGCCGCACUCUCGCGCCGGCUGGGCCGUCUACCAGCAGCGGGCAUCUCGCGAAGACCAUGUUCGAGCCACACACUAUCUGUAUGACGUCAUCGCCGCAUGGGAAAUGCAACAAGGCCCAGGCGGUGGUUCAGCGGACAACCGGUUCGUGUUUAAGCGGCGCCUAUUCCGCGGCGGACGUGAGUUGCCUCACGAUCCCGUCGAGGUGGCGCUGUUGUACGCACAGGCUGUGCAUAGCGUCGUUAAGAUGGACGAGUUCCCGGUAUCGGAGAAGGUGGCUCUUCAGCUGGCGGGGCUGCAGGCACAGGUGUCGUUGGGCGAGCCGCCGCCGAGUCCCGCGCCGCCACACACCCGCGCAUAUUAUGCUCACCCAGAGCAGUUCCUGCCACAACGCAUCGCACGCGCACGGCCAGCACACCAGUGGGCAACAAUCUUGGCGCAAGCGCACCGGCAAUACGGCGCUGGGCGCGCUGAGCUGACCGCCAAGGCGCUCUACCUCUCCUGCGUGAUGCAGUACCCGCUCUACGGCGUCACGCUCUUCCCCGUCACUUAUAAAGGAUAUUGGGCACAUGGUCCGAAUGUGUUGCUGGGUGUGGGGGCGGAGGGCGUGGUGCUGGUGCGGCCGGCAGACAAGGCGGUGCUGGCCGAGUACCCGUACAACAACAUCGCCGCGCUGCUGCUCGACCCCGUCGACAGCGGCCUCACCAUCAGCCUCACCCACCACGGCCAGCACGACGGACUUAGAUGCAUAGUCCUGGAGUCACCACAAAAGCAAGAGGCUGCGUGGCUGAUGGCGGCGUACAGUCCCCCGCUGGCCAAUGGUCUGGCGGAGGAGCCUGCGCGGAGAGCUGCCCCCGCGGGGGAGCGCGCGCGUCUCGCCGCCGCACUGCGCAACGCUCGGCGCGCGCUCGUAGACUCCGGCCUACUGCGCCGACCUACUGAUCUCUCCGCUGGAGGCUUCCUUAGGAAUACACUACGCAGACUAAGCAAGCAUCGUCUGGAGCGGGUGCGGUUGGACGUGGCAGAGGCGCAGGGCGAGAGCUAUAAGGGCUUCCCCGCCGCCUACUGGAGCUGGGCUCGCGCGCUGCCUCACAGCCUCACCAAGCUCAACGAGGCUGAGGAGGUCGCCGCCACGCAGAUAUUCAAGGAUAUAAUGAGCCACGCGGGUCUGAACACCCACGAGGGCAGCACCACGUCCCUGGCCAGCACCACCAACAGCAGCAGCAGCGGGUCGGCUGAGGGCGGCGCGGGGGGGGACAGCGACGACCGCGUCGCCCUCGCACAGGCAUUGCUGCAGCGCUGUCUGCAGAAGGACACGCUGCUGUGUGAGCUCUACAUGCAACUCAUCAAACAGACGACUGAUCACCCGGAGCCGUCAUCUCGCGUAUCAGCGCGUCACUGGGCGCUAUUGUGCGCGGCGGUGGGCGCAGCACUGCCCCCCGCGAAACCACUCCGCCGGCUAUUACUCGCCCAUCUGCGGUACCGCGGCACCGCGCUGCACGCCGGCGAGGAGGGCAAAUUCGCGCGCCGGGCAGAACAGGUGGCACUGAGCAUAGCUCAAGUGGGCAGACGCAACAGUGCACCAUCUCGUGAGGAGCUGCUGUGUGCAGCUGCACGGCGACCGAUGCACGUUCGCGUGCUGCUGCUGGACGGGAAGCAGCACGGUCUCGUGUUUGGACCAGCCGCCACCGCGGACCAUCUCGUCGCCAUGCUUAGAGAAAAGAUAGGACUCAACGACGCCGCUACCGGUUACGCGUUAUAUGAAGUAUGCGCGAACUCUACGCCGGCGGGUACAGGCGAGCGCGCGCUGGCGGGCAGCGAGCGCGUCGGCGACGUACUCGCACGCUGGGAGAAGGCCGGUGCCACCGCCGCAUCCUGCAGGUUGGUGUUCAAGAAGCGUCUUUUCUUGGGCGAGCGACCGCUACAGUCCGAGUGCGUGGCGGAGAUGGAGCUGUUGUACUACCAGCUGCUGCACGCCAUCCGACACGACCGCCUCCCCAUUGAGACAGAUGAAGCCGUGAUGGUGGCGGCGCUGCACGCGCAGGUGGUGAGCGGCGAGUGCUCGGGCGAGGGCGGUGAGGAGUGCCUGGCGGCGGCGCGCGCCGUGCUGCCCCCGCGGCCCACCCCGCUGCCCGCGCCCGCGCUGCGCCUGCACCACCUCGCACUGCGCGGCACGCCCCCGCACGCCGCCAUGCAGCGCGCGCUCACUCUCGCCGCCUCCUGGCCCCUCGCACGAGCCACCGUAUUCGACGUUAUGCAAUCGUUCACGUCGAACUGGCCGCGUGCGCUGUGGCUGGCGGUGGACGCGCGCGGGCUGACGCUGCUGCGGCGCGGCUCCCGCUCCGCGCUGGUGUCGCACGACCACGAGCAGCUGCUGGCCGUGUCCCCCGCACCGCGCGCACUGCUGCUCGUCACACGCGCAGACCGCAAGCACGCCAAGCUCGUGCUCUCCACUGACCAGGCGUACCAGAUCGCGACAUUAAUAAAGGACUACAUCGAGGCGGUGCGCGGGCCGGUGUCGCCCGCGGUGGCGGAGCCCAGCGGCGCGGGCGCGCGCACCUCGUGACACCCGCACGCCUAGUGCCAGUGCUUCCACGUCCGCCGCUGAACUCCGGCGCAAGCGACACUAGACACGCCUAACUCCCAACAUGCCUCGACACUAACCAGAACUAUUACCACAAUAUACAACUGAUAAAUACUGUUAUGAAAACUCUGACAAACUCUGACAGUGAAUGGUAAUGUUUUGAGGUUAUAAAAAUUGAUUGGCAUGUUCGGACAUUAGAUGUGUUUACGUCAGAUCGUUCGCGUUUCGGAUUAAAGAUGGUAUUGUUUGCAGGAAAAGUUGGAGAAGUAAAUGUUGAUAUGAUCUUGUACUCUUGCAGGUGAAAUUGUAACGUACAAAGUAUAAGAUUAGGUUAGAAAAAAUAAAUUGCAGAUAAAAAAAAAACUAUGGUAAAAGAUAAUCGGAUCCACAUUUACUUCAAACAUGGGACAGUCUCAAGUGGUGUUGGUCAGGAGUGUUAGCAUGGACGAUAUACAGUUGCCAGAUGACGGGGAAGCAAAACAUUAAAAUAAUAGCUCAAGAUUUAAAUUAAAACAGUUUAAAAUAUAUUCCGAAUCUU
Messenger RNA from Papilio machaon (common yellow swallowtail), 7214 nucleotides. RefSeq names its product myosin-I heavy chain (gene Myo81F). The record is from RefSeq and is a predicted model, not a curated record. Lineage: Eukaryota; Metazoa; Arthropoda; Insecta; Lepidoptera; Papilionidae. Gene Ontology annotation, cellular component: cytoskeleton; myosin complex. The transcript has 37 exons. The coding region runs from base 2 to 6658 and encodes 2218 amino acids. Gene Ontology annotation, molecular function: cytoskeletal motor activity; ATP binding; protein binding.